AUGUAUAUUCCGGUAGACCGCGAAACAAAAUUCCGUCUGCCUGUUCCUGGCGAAGAUGGUGAUCUUCGGGAACAUCGCGCCAUUAAGUGCAUCGCUUCUAAUAGAGAAAAGAUUUUUAUGGCUGUUGUCACUUCAGAUUGUAUAUACAUCUGGCUUGCUCAUCCUCACCUUCUCUUGUGCACCCUAAGGAUAUCAGCUGGAGAUGUUAUCGAGAGGGGUACCUUAAAUAAAGCUUAUUGGAAUUAUGAUUCUUCUCAUAUUGUAAUUACGACGUCACGUAACAAUCUUCUGAUUUAUCGAGUCAUUGUUUCUGGUGAGAAUUGCUAUAACCUUAUCGAUCCUCCUGAUAUUCAACUUCGACGUUGCUCACAAGAACUUUUCCUUCGUGGACCUCGGCCAUCUAUCUCCUUAGCACCUUCAGUAGUUGUCAAUCUUGCUGCAUCAGCAACAUGUUGUGUUCCACUUCGUGAGGAACUUUUUGUCUGCCUGCGAAAUGGCUUUAUCCACCAUAUCUCAUGGGAAGGUCAAGUUCGGGCAGAGUACUCAAUACGACUUCCAGCCGUGCCUUUUGCUCACGACCAAUUGCAGUCAAAACCUGAUUUCGUUACUGAUCCGGCUGCUCAUGUAGUUGAUGCUGUAUAUGCUCCUCUAGUGGGAGGUUAUUGUAUAGUGUUAUCAGAUGGUCGUGCUGCACUCCUGACUUCGUCGGAUUCACGAUUUCAUCCUAAUACAGUUCUUGGUGUCUGGGCGCUCAACAUGAAAGACGCAACGUGUAGUGAUGUCAACCACAAGUUUCGUUUGUUGACGUUCGGCUGUGCCAAUGGUGAUGUUGCGGCCUACCACUUGGACGAUUCCAACGGCUCACUUGUCCAAACAUUCCGUGUCGCUCUGAAAGUGCAGAACGGCCCGGAUGUUGUUAAUCGAGUGGGUAGUGUUUCGGAUAUCCAGGUGCUAACAAACGGAGGUGCCUUUGUGGCUGUCUGGUCGUUGAAGGCUUCUACAGGCAACACCGCCGAGGCUAAUGUCGCUCAUCUGCCAGCCACACUUGCGGUAUUCACGCCAUUCGGCACGCAGACGUGGUGUUCACUGGAGUCGAUCCUCGAUGGUGAUGGGACACCAGCAGUGUCGUACACAUCUGUUGACUGGGGUCCAGAAGGAUAUCAUCUAUGGUUAGGGCGAAGUGAUGGGUUAUCCAUUUUGCCAAUGGCCAGAUCUGCUGCAUUAUGUAAUCCCAUUAUGGACCAUUCCAAUCACAUCGUCCUAAUAUGCAGUUCUAGAGUGCUUAUCAGUUCGAAUAGGGAGCGAGAAGGAGUAGCGAGUGCACCACAUGCCGUUUGGACAGCCGUCAAUCCUCCUCAUGAAUACAUCGCAUCGAAUUGGCCAAUUCGAUUUGCCGCUGUCGAUCGAGAUUCUGCCAAGCACUUAGUUGUUGCUGGACUAAGAGGUUUGGCGCACUGUUCCCUUCCAGGAGGUAGAUGGAAAAUUUUCGGCAACGAAAGUCAGGAGUUAUCGCUGAUGGUUACUGGCGGAGUGUUGAUAUGGGGUGGUACGGUCGGCGCUGCUUGCUACGAUUUGGAUUCUUGUCGUGAACAAUUGCGAUUCUACCCUCUUAACAAAAAGCUAGACAAUCGUUUUGCUUCCAUGAUUGAGCUCGAGUGUCGAGUUAUAAUGAUGUCGCUGAGAAGUGAUGCACUGGUCACGUUCGACAUUGAAGGGCGCAUAAUCAUGCACCGUUUGAUGAGGAAUGAAGAGAGCGGGAGUGAUCUGGUGAAGAUCACAGUGGAUCGUAUAGCUGAAAUUCGGGUGGGUGAUCUUGUCACACACCCGGCUUGUUUGGUGUCAAUACAUUUAACACAACUCAGUCUUGAUUCAUCAGCUUCCUCCUUCUUUCCUGGUGUGGAUACGGUGCUUGUAAACGUUUCGGGACGAUUGUUAACACUAAAUCCUCAUAAAACCUUGAAAGACGUGGAACCCAAUGAGCCUUUCCAGUUAAAUCAACCGAUUAUGGUGGCAUCAUUCGUGGAGCAAGUAUGGCAUUGUCGAGCUCUGACUGCUAGAGAGCCACCAGGGCUUCCUCAUCUUCUGAAUGCUCUUUGGAUUAAUUGUGGGUCACGAGGAAUGCGGGUGUGGCUACCAUUGAUAUCAGGACGUCGUGCAAUAGUUUCUCAAGACACAUCUUUUAUUUCAAAAAGAAUAAUGCUUCCGUUCGAGCUGGAUAUCUGUCCUUUAGUGAUUUGUUCGAACGACUGCCUGGCUAUUGGUGUAGAGAGUUUGCCUUUUGUGUUCUACAAUGGUGGAAAGAGAUCAGCCGCCCUUUACAGUUUGCACAGGAAUAGUGAAGUUUUCGCCCACCACAUUUUGCGUCAGCUCUUAAAGCGGAACCUGGGCGUUUUUGCUUUGGAAGUAGCUGCAGCAUGUCGUCAUUUGCCACAUUUUGCACACUCUCUUGAGCUGCUUCUGCAUGGUGUGUUGGAGGAAGAGGCCACAAGCAGCGAACCUAUACCGGAUCCACUACUCCCUCGAUGUGUUGCUUUCAUCCAAGAGUUCCCCGAGUUCUUACGCACUGUUGCUCACUGCGCCAGAAAAACUGAACUGGCGCUUUGGUCGUCUUUAUUCGCUGUUACGGGCUCACCAAAUGAUCUGUUUGAGGUAUGCCUUCGUGAUGGGCAGUUGCAUACUGCUGCUAGCUACCUCAUUGUCCUGCAAAGCAUUGAGAGCGCGCAAACAAGCCAAGAGCAAGCUCUUCGCCUUCUUCGGGAAGCAUUAUCGGCGGGAGAAUGGAGCAUUGCAAAAGACAUGGUGCGAUUUACUCGUGCUAUUGGGUCGGAAGAUAUGGAUAGUCCGCCUAGGACACCCCCUCCAAUGAGAACGUCAUCUUCUCGACGUCAUGCUACCUCAAUAAAUAGUGUUGCUGAAGCCGAUGAUCUGGUUUUUGCUCGCUUCCAAGCUGGUGCUAGAAUAGCGAAGGUUCGUCAUUCGCAUGCUGAAGGUCGCGAGUUAACUCGCAAAGAUUCGGCAGGAAGCGGUAAACGAGUGAAUAGGCACGCUUCGAAUGAUAUUGGACCGCCAUCUCCAACUCAAAUAAAUCCUGUUGCUGAAAAAAUGGGUGCGAUACUGGAGGGCCACGCUGUUCAUUUGUUAGAAGAAUAUUGUCUAAGAGAUUUUGGGUAUUUCGUGUCCGCUUUGGAUCUCGACGUAUCUCAAAUAUUGGUUUCAUCGCGAAAAUUUGUACAAAAUUUCCCCAACGCCCUAACGCGACUUCAUUCUCAGUUUGCUUGGCCAUAUCCGGUCGCCAGUAAAAAAGUAGUUGAUCAAUUGGAGAAGCGAUUUGGCUCCAUGCGAUGUAGCCAAAGUGCAGCGUGUCUGAACGGAGGAUCGUCGACAGAAGUGAAGAAAACCUCGAUUCAGUCCAUUCCUAUGGCCAUCUCUCCUCAAGAAAAGACGAACUUGAGAAUAGGGAGCAGUUCUCCUUCCAGUGACCGUGUCUCAAUAGAGGACGCUCAUCUGGUUCCUAUUCAGGAAAAUGGCAGCAAUAAUGCCCCAUCUGGUUCGGUAUUGGGUUCACCGUGUAGCACGAUUGAGAACAGUACAGUUGAAAACAACGAUUCCAAAAGCAUUGGUAGCGAUUGGCACGGCCUGAAAUUACUGGUAGGGGAGACGUCCAAUAAAGGUUCCACGGAAAGCCUACAGCAAAUGACGCACCUGAUGUCCUGGUUCUCCGCUGCGGGAUGUAUGGACUGGAUUUUCUUGAUUUGUGUGGUCUCUCGGGACAUCUUGCUGUUGCGGCGCGAGAUUAAUCCCGAAUUGGCCAAAAAAGCCGGUGCUGAUGCCUUCAAGCAUGUAAUGUAUGGAUGUGACGAUCUUCUUGAAUGGGCGAGACAGAAUUGCUUGGGGUAUGUAUCUAUUCUCCAUGUGUUUGCGGCUCAUUUGGAUAUUGUCGCUCAAGCUCUUGGACUACCCGGUCGGGGAGCAUUGAAAAGGCCGCCCUCUGGAAACCCAAAUAAUACAACUGAAAAAGACGCAUCGUUCAACCUGCAAAGUCCACCUACCGGUAGGAUGGCCCGUUCCACUCGCGCUUCAACUGGUAAUCCCAAAUUGCGGGAAACUUUUGGGUUGUCAGACAAACGAGGCAGAGAAAGAAGUCGCUCUGUCGAUCGAGCAGCAGAAUAUGUCGUUGGAUCUACGGAGCAAGACAAUUCGUGUACAAUUACGUAA
This is a messenger RNA of Haemonchus placei, 4215 nucleotides long. The record is from the annotation of a GenBank genome assembly. Lineage: Eukaryota; Metazoa; Nematoda; Chromadorea; Rhabditida; Trichostrongylidae.